Messenger RNA from Hippocampus comes (tiger tail seahorse), 3910 nucleotides. RefSeq names its product ankyrin repeat domain 50-like (gene ankrd50l). Bases 1 to 3606 code for a protein of 1201 amino acids. NCBI's taxonomy places the organism in Eukaryota, Metazoa, Chordata, Actinopteri, Syngnathiformes, Syngnathidae. The record is from RefSeq and is a predicted model, not a curated record. The transcript is spliced from 4 exons. Gene Ontology annotation, molecular function: protein binding.
AUGCCUUUGAAUGAAAAGGAAAUGAAGGAGUGCAGCAAGCGCUCUCUGACGGAAUGUGUCGUGGAGCGCGAGUCACACUCGGUCGCCGGCGCGCUUGCGGUGUGGUGUUGCGUCCGCAGAUUUGUCCUGGAGCCCCUGCUGGAAGUGCCCCCGCCAGCGCAGACCAUGAUGGUGCUGGUGGACUCUCUGGACGUGGGCUGCGAGGGCCCCCGAAGGAGCGGCUCCAUCGCAGAGCUUUUGGGGGCCCACCAGAAGCUCAUGCCGGGCUGGAUUCUCCUGGUCUGCUCUGUCCGGUGCCGCAACAAGACCGUGCGCAGGAUGUUCUCGGGUUUUCAUAAACUGCGGCUGGACGACCCGCGUCGGCCGGACACGGUCCGCGAUGCGCAGCAGUACAUCCUGAAGCGUUUGGACCGGGAGGCGGCGCUUCGGCGCCACAUCACCUCGGACACGGCAGACAUGCUGAAUCUGCUCCACAUCAAGAGCGGCGGCUGCUUCCUGUUCCUGGAGCGAGUCCUGGACGGCGUGGCCGCCUCCCUCGUGGGUCUCCGUGAGAUCCGGGACAUUCCGGGGACCCUGAACGGCCUUUACCUCUGGCUGUGCCAAAGACUCUUCCCCCGGAGACUCUUUGGCGACGUCAAGCCUCUGCUUAACGUCAUCCUGGCGGCCCCGGCCCCUCUCCCGACUCAGGAUCUGUUUACGGCACUGUGGACGCACGACAAUGGACUCAGCGUCCAGGAAUUCCGGAAGAGGCUCAGCACCCUGGCACCCCUCCUGGCGGACGGUCCGGGGGGCAGCAAACUGCUUUUCCACGGCAGCUUUGCGGAGUGGCUGACGGACAUUAAGCACUGUACUCCGAAGUACUUGUGCAGCCGAGCCGAGGGGCACGGCAUGCUGGCCAUGGCUCUGACGCUCAGGGGACGCCUGCUCGACUCGGAGGAGGCGGUCCAGCUCGGGACGCAUUUAGUCUGCUCCGGUCACCAUCGGGACCGGCUGUGGCUUCUGGCCCUGUGGAUGAUAUGGGCCGACGUGCCCGCUCUGACUGGUACUGCCGGCGCUUCCCUGGCCGCUUUGGUGACACAAGCCCCGACCUCGACCCACCGGAACGUCUUUCAGCUCUUGAAAAUGAGCGGACUCGUCCGUGUAGACCCAAGUCUCGGAGUGCAAUGCGCAGGUCCCGCGGGAGCUAAUGAACUCCUUAAGUCGAUGAACCGCUCGAGUUGGACAGAUCUGCAGACGUCGCUUUCCGGCGCGGCCUCGGAGGGGUCCGCAAACCUGGUUCGGCUGCUCCUGGCUCGCGGAUCUGAUCCGCUCCGAAGCGAUCAGCAGCGUGAAACUGCGCUCACCGUCGCCUCCAGACGGUGUCAUCGGGACGUGCUGCGAGCUCUGCUGGAUUGGGUGCGGGUCCGGGACGCGCGGACCGCCGCCGCGAUGCUGGAGCACGCCGACAACGAUGGCUGGACCGCUCUCCGGUCCGCGGCCCGGGGGGGGCACGGCGAAGCGGUCAGGCUUCUGCUGGACGCGGGGGCGGACGUGGACGGGUGCGAUGCGGAGGGCCGCACCGCACUCAGGGCCGCGGCCUGGGGAGGUCACGAGGAGACGGUCCUCAUCCUCCUCGACUACGGGGCUCAGGUGAACAAGGCCGACCGCAAAGGCCGCACCCCGCUGAUUGCCGCCGCCUACAUGGGACACCGCGAAGUGGUGGAGGUGCUGCUGGACCACAAGGCCCGAGUGGACUUGGCCGACCGGGACGGGCGCACGGCUCUGUCGGUCGCCGCCCUCUGCGUUCCCGCAGCAGCGGGACGCCGAGGUUCGGGCAAGGUCGCAAGCCUUUUACUGGAGCGAGGCGCCAACCCGGGCCACAGAGACACCGACGGGAUGACUCCGCUGCUCCUCGCAGCCUACGAGGGCCACGACGACGGCCACGACGACGUGGCGGAGCUUCUGCUGGACGCCGGCGCCGACGUCGACGAGACCGCGGGCCCCGCGGGGGACGCGCCCGCUUCCGCGGCGGUGACCCCCCUGCUGGCCGCCGCCGCCAUGGGCCACAUGAAGGUCGUGUCGCAGCUUCUCUUCUGGGGGGCCGCCGUGGAUGCCAUCGAUGGCGAGGGCAGGACGGCGCUCAGCCUGGCGGCGGCGCAGGGGAGCGUCGAGGUCGUCCGCGCGCUCCUCGACCGGGGGCUGGACGAGAACCACAAGGACGACUUGGGCUGGACCCCGUUGCACGCCGCGGCCUGCGAAGGCCACCGAGCGGUCUGCGCCGCCCUAACGGAGCGAGGUAGCGCGGCGCGGGUCGGCGAGAUGGAUAUCGAAGGCCGUACGGCGCUGAUUCUGGCCGCCCAGGAGGGACACAUCGGCGCCGCCAGAUUGUUGCUGGACCGCCGCUCGCCCAUUGACCACAGGGCCUACGACGGACACUCGGCCUUGAGCGCCGCCCUUCUGGAGGGGCACGGCGAGGUGGCCGAGCUCCUGAUGAGACGAGGUGCCGACACCGACGUCCGGGACGCGGAGGGGCGACCGCUGCUCUACCUCCUGGUGCUGGAGGGCCGGCUCCACAUGUCGACUCUGCUCCUCGAGAAAGGGGGGCCGCCUCUAGAAUCCCGAGAUCCCGAGGGUCGCACUGCCCUGCACGUGGCCUCUUGGCGGGGACACGUGGAUGCGGUGGACUUGCUCUUGAAGCACGGGGCCGACCCCAAUGCUCAGGAUGUUGAGGGGAGGCCGCCCUUGCAUUCUGCGGCCUGGACGGGGCGCGUCGACGUGGGGCGCCGUCUCCUGCUCGCAAGCACCGUCGACAUCAAUCUGGCUUGCCACCAAGGGGCGACGGCUCUGAGCGUCGCCGCCCAGCAGGGACGCGCCGACGUGGUCGCCCUCCUCCUGGAGGGAGGCGCCGACCCCAACCACGUCGACAAACACGGCCGCACCCCUGUGAAAGUGGCGCGGAGGCACGGGCGCGCCGAGGCGGUCCGGCUCCUGGAGAGCUCCGGGGCCGAGCCGCGCCGCGGCGCGGUGCCCGGAGGGGGCGCGGCUUCACCCGCCAAUAAGAUGUUCUCCGGACCGGACGCCGCGACGUCCUCGUCGUCGCGGUCUUCCGCGGGUUCCGCCUCAGGAGGUUCCCGGUCGUCGUCCACCGGGCGCUCCCUGCAGACGGUCCCGGCCGACACCCUCGACUUCGUCCGGCAAAUUCAGCAGCACUCGUUACCCCGAAGCCGGGGUCGCCCUCCGACCCUAUCUUCACCCGUCGGGGGCUCAGGAAGCCCUCCGCCGACCCUUUGCACCAUCACGGCUGCGGUUCACAACGGUGAGCCGCCGGUCAUCUCCUCGUCUUGCGGAUUGGACCAUCAGAGCAAAAUGAACCCCAAAAACUUGGAGAGGGCAAGUGCGGAAUUCAGGACUCCUGAAACCAAUCGAGCACCCCCGUCCAGGAUGCAGAGUCCCCACCAGAGGGAAAUUUGGGACCCUCCGGCCAAGCGCAACUCUGCAUUGCCCUCCGGGGCCAGGGAGAUCUCCAUGCAAACCUCGGACCCCCAGCUCCACCUGAAGCAGGCCAUCAAGCUGCGGUUUGAGGGUCCCACCAGCAUUUCCUUUAACAAGAGAGAGACCCCGCUGUGAGCCCCUCCCCGAGACCUCGUCACACGGAUUGAACUGUCAGGACUCAUCAUCGAGGCAGGACCCCGAUCUGCAGUGCGCGGGAGAGCGGGGACGGCCCCAUGGCAGGUGCUCAGCUCACAGGGACACUUCUGGUCUGCAAAUGAAGCCAAGUGUCAUAAAAGUUGACCAUGACCUGAACGUUUGGGGACUAUUUUGUGGUGAGCAGUGCUCAUUCGCGCGCACGCACGCGGUCGGGCCUUAUUUAUGACUCCAACACUGAGAAUUGGGUCCAAGUUCGUGUUCAAUAAAACAAUGAACUUCCUGA